AUGGGGAACUCCAACGCAGCUCUAGGCCAGUUGCAGAAGCACCGCGGAGGAUGGUUGCUGUGCUUGGACGAGAACCAGCGCGUCAAGUGUGUGACCCGUCAGCAGGCUCAGCCCAGUGAUGCACGGCUUGCUGCCGAGCGUGCGCGGGAGGAGUCGAAGGCUCAGCUGGACUCGCUGAUGCGCGAGCUCUUCCGACUGCAGGAUCUCAACAAGAACGGCUUUUUGGAGGAGCAAGAGCUCAUAAAGCUGAACCACAAAAUCGCCAUGCUUCAUUAUGGCAAAGACUCCAAGAAUGCCGACCGCAACGAAGUGGAGCAGAAAUACAGGAACCACUUCCGAGAACACCUGGAUGCGGAGGGCAACCCUGUGGACUUCCACAGGUUCAAGGAGUACAUGAUCGGCAUGCUUAACAGCAUCGAUCCGGACCCCCGGGUGCAGGAAAUGACAUUGGAGCAGUGGAUCGCAGAGGCCGAGUCUGGCCGCGCUGCCUUCUUUUGCAACUCCAUGUCAAGCCAGCCAGGGCCCUGA
This is a messenger RNA of Symbiodinium sp. CCMP2592, 528 nucleotides long. NCBI's taxonomy places the organism in Eukaryota, Dinophyceae, Suessiales, Symbiodiniaceae. The record is from the annotation of a GenBank genome assembly.